Hemiscyllium ocellatum (epaulette shark) is the source of this 1194-nucleotide messenger RNA. RefSeq names its product NADH:ubiquinone oxidoreductase complex assembly factor 4 (gene ndufaf4). The record is from RefSeq and is a predicted model, not a curated record. The coding region runs from base 112 to 642 and encodes 176 amino acids. The transcript has 3 exons. NCBI's taxonomy places the organism in Eukaryota, Metazoa, Chordata, Chondrichthyes, Orectolobiformes, Hemiscylliidae. Gene Ontology annotation, biological process: mitochondrial respiratory chain complex I assembly. Gene Ontology annotation, cellular component: mitochondrion.
UUGUUGGCGUCGCGCGGACUGCCUGGGAAACGGGGAAGCCCUUCGGAACGUUGGCCCAGGAAAUCGGGGGAUUCUUCGGAACGUUACCCGGAGCUUGUGGAGGAUGUAACAAUGGGGGCGCGUUUGGCACGUGCGAUGCGGAACUUUAACCUGGAGAACAGGGCGCACGUGGAGAUCGGCAAGCAGAAGCCGAGCAGCGCUCCCAGGCACCCGAGUAGCAUGGCACUGAUCGAGCAACAACUCAGCAAUCACCCUGAAACAAAUGAAGUUCAUAAUAAGAAUGAAGAACUUCUGUCUUUACUCAAAGAUAUUUAUGUUGAUUCAAAGGAAAUUCCUGCAAAGAAACGUGCAACUUCUGAAACAUCUAAGCAGCUGCAGGAGCACAGACUCCUCAAAUCUAACUUGGAUUAUGAGCUGUUCAACAUUACAAAGGUUCCUAAAGGCAAAUUGAGUAUAGUGGAGGCUCUUACCAUCCUCAAUAACCACAAACUCAAGCCUGACCUAUGGACAGCUGACAAAAUAGCUGAAGAUUACUGUCUAGAACUUAAAGAUGUUAAAGGACUGCUGGAAUUUUUCAAACCAUUUGAAAUAAAAGUUCUACCUCCAAAACAAAUCAAUAAGGAACUUCUAACUGCUAGUUAGUAAAUAUGCACAUUUUCAGACUAAUAAUAAGUAAGUUAGAUAUCUUUACUGUAUUUAAGAUUUGCAAUGUUUUCAGGUUAUGGGAACAUCAUAGAUAUUUUGUUCAGAAGUUUUAGAGUUAUACUGAGACCUGUGGAUGAACUCAGAACCACAAAAUAUGUUCUAGAUAUGAAUUAUCCGAUUAAAAUGUUGUGCAAGAAAGCAUAAUUCUGCAAACGUGCAGCUGCUCCGGCCAGCUUGAUAUAGAUAACUACAUUUUACAGGUUCUAGUCAAUUUUUUGAAACUGAGCUGUCAGACACACUUUAAACUGACAACUGCACUAGCUGGUUUCAAUAAAGGUUCCAUGCUAUACAUUAUUGUGUUUAUUUAAUCCUUGGUAUUGUAUCUUGAUCCUGUUAAUAUAAGAAGUGAAUACGUUUAUAUGAUUUUAUGCAUGUUCAUUGUACUUUAACCUUGAAUGCACUGACAGUUUCAAUUUUUCAUACGCAAUAUUGGAAGUACAAGUUGUGAUUAACAAUAUUAAAGAUAACAUUUCAUUGUGAUUGUGAUAA